Messenger RNA from Schistocerca serialis cubense, 783 nucleotides. Its product is annotated as trypsin alpha-3-like. Bases 1 to 783 code for a protein of 260 amino acids. The record is from RefSeq and is a predicted model, not a curated record. Gene Ontology annotation, biological process: proteolysis. The transcript is spliced from 2 exons. Gene Ontology annotation, molecular function: serine-type endopeptidase activity. NCBI's taxonomy places the organism in Eukaryota, Metazoa, Arthropoda, Insecta, Orthoptera, Acrididae.
AUGCUCCGUACGCUCGUUGUAACUGUGUGCCUGUUAGCUCAGGGCUUGGCGUUGCCCACCAGGGCUCGGCCCGUGUUCUUUGGCCGGGGUCGGGUCAUCGGAGGCAGUGAUGUCAGCAUCUCUGACUACCCUUACCAGGCGUCGCUGCUGCAAGAUGGCUCCCAUUUCUGCGGCGCUUCCAUCAUUAGCGGGACCUGGACUCUCACUGCCGCCCACUGCGUCUUGGGUACGUCCGCGAGCAGACUGGGCAUGCGCGUAGGCACGACGACGCGUGACAGCGGCGGCAGUGUUCACAGCGCGUCCUCUGUUACAUGGCACGAGAGUUACAAUUUCUACACGAAUGACUACGACAUCGCAGUAGUGCAGACCUCUGACUCCUUCCCCCUGGGAGCUAACGUGCAGGUUGUGAGUCUGGCCGCCGCGAAUUACGACCCACCUGGCGGCCUCGCUGCCACGCUGACCGGCUGGGGCUCGGUGCAGUUCAACGGCGGCGUGGUGGACACCCUCCAGAAGGUGGACCUCAGCGUCGUGGACCGGCAGGCGUGCCAGAGCUACAUGGACUCGACGCCGUUGCCGCCUCUCGAGGUGACGCAGCGCAUGGUGUGCGCCGGCGUGGCGGGGCGGGCAGCGUGCCAGGGCGACUCUGGGGGUCCGCUGGUGAGCGCCGGGACGCAGGUCGGCGUCGUCUCGUUCGGCAUGUACGCCGCCUGCGAGAGCUCCGGCACAGUGUUCGCCAACGUCGGCAACCUGCGGACCUGGAUUACUAGCAAGACCAACGUUUAG